This is a messenger RNA of Saccostrea echinata, 2400 nucleotides long. RefSeq lists its product as uncharacterized. Lineage: Eukaryota; Metazoa; Mollusca; Bivalvia; Ostreida; Ostreidae. The transcript has 6 exons. Bases 1 to 1239 code for a protein of 412 amino acids. The record is from RefSeq and is a predicted model, not a curated record.
AUGGCAUCAACAGAAGAAGAGCGAUUUAAGCCUCCCAAAUUUAAAAGAAAAAGGCAAAUGUCAUCCGUUCAUGAUUCUUCGAGUUCAAGCGAUACAGCAACGAACUAUCGUGCAAGACCCAAAAAAUCGCACCUUCAUGCCGACCGUCAUGUUAUUUCAAAGUGGACCACGAAAACGUUGGUAGAAUACGGAAUAACAUAUGACAACAAUCCAAUAAGUAUUGAAGAAUUCAGUGCCAAAAUUCAAUCAAGAGCGCGGGAGGUGUGUGAUAAGAAAAUGCCAGAUUUUCUUUCUAUCCUUAAAAUGUUAUGCAAGAGAGGCCUUAUUUUUUCUCUGGAAGUACCAGAAAAAGAAACACUGAAAAGUUUGGAUAUAAUAUCCGAUUCUAUGACAAAGGCACGUAAAAUUCUGAAUGAUUUUGAUGCAUUUAUCAAUGAUAUAUUAAUAAAAGAGGAGGAAUAUCUUGGCAAAGAAUGGCGAAACAAAGCGUUAUUCUUUGCUUGGUCUCACAACGUGCGAAGUUUCCUCAACUACUACAAAAAAUUCCUAGAUAAAAUGAACUCGAGCAUGACUGAGAGUUGGUUAGCAAAACCAGAUAGAGAAGCUUGCUUAAAAGAACUGUUCAUGGUGUUCUCCAAAAUUUUUUUCUUGGAACCAGAAUUGGGUGACAAGGAAGUGAAACGGUUAAUCAUUGGUUCACAUGUAGUAUCCUGCAUUCCAGAUAUAAGGUUCACAUGGUUAAACACAAUUCAGCGCAGUGUUCUGAUGAUGCUUACAGAGGCAAAAAAGGAUGAGCCAUUUCCAGAAAAUAGGCAAUUUGAGUCAAGAAAAACAAAAACUUCAGGUGGAAAUUUAUCAGAUUCUGAUCAGACAUUUGGAAACUACAUACACAGAAUACUUAGCAUAAAUGUACUUGGACAGCAUGGUGGAGAGUUACUUUCAGAACUGCGAUCAUCUGCCUUUGCUCCAACAAUGGUUGUUGGAUGCAUUUGUAAGGGCACAGAGAUCAUUUUUACAUAUAUGGAAAUGACACAGAAUCAUUUGAACAAAAUAGUAUAUGAUGGGAAGUGUGAAGGUGAAUCCAGUCUGAUAAGAUAUACAAAACCUCUGAAUUACUUAAUGGAAGAAGAUCGUAACAAGUGCUUGGAUCUCCUGUUCUUGCUUGGUUUCAUGCAGACGUCUGGAUAUGAGGAUUUAUACCCAAAUCCAGAAGGGAGAUUAAAGAGAAGUAAUGCCUAAUCAAGAUUAAAGGGAAGUAAUCCUAAUUUUGAUUAAAAGGAAGUGAUGCCUGAUACAGAUUACAGGGAUGUGAUGCCUAAUCUAGAUUGAAGGGAAGCAAUGCCUAAUGUAGACUAAACGGAAGCAAUGCCUUUUCUAGAUUAAGGAGAAGUAAUGCCUAGUCUAGAUUGAAGGGAAAUGUUGCUUAUCUAGAUUAAAGGGAAGUAAUGCCUUAUCUAGUUUAAAGGUCUUUGUUCUUUUAAGGGCACCAAUAUACCAUUUUCUUCAGCCACAAUUAUAAGUGACUUAUUUCUUUCCUGAUGAUCAUAUAUAAUGUGUACACAUUUCACUUAAAUACCAGGCAAUGGUGUUUUUUCCCCACAAAAAUCAUGUUGAAAUUGCUUGUAAUGUGUUGUCUAAAAUGAUGAACUUAUUUUUCUUUUAAACUUUGUUUUGCUAUUGUUUUUAUACUGAUUUGUCUUUCAUCUACUUGUCACUUCAUUUACUCGAUCAUUCAAUUGUGGACUUUUGUAUUGGGUUUUAAGAUCGAUUACUGUUUGUUACCUUCGAGUUUGCUGUUGUAAAAUUAAUAUUUUAUAUUGAUAAUAAACUUAUUUAGAACUUCGACAGUCUCUAGAGGAUUGACAAUGUGAAACUUAAAUACUUGUCAUUGACCUAUUCGUCGUCACGUGUCUGACUGUCACGCGUUGUCAUAUAGACCGAGCGAAAGUAAAUACCUUAUUAGAUCCGUUACCCGGCCAUUUACCCACUUGAUCAUGUAAUAAAUGCAUGAUGUUUCAAUGUACGUGCCAAUUGGUUGGUUGCAUUACAUCAAUGAAAUUUUUGAAAACAAGUCAGUUAUCUUUGCCGAAAUUUAUUUUCUUUCAUUUCUGAAAAAAAUAUUAGAUACCGAUUAAAGCCUACAGGAUACCAGAUAAUAUUGUCUUACCUAUGCACAGUUUUAACUUGGAACGCAGGAAGAGCUUCGGAAGUUAAUAAUGCUUUCGGUAAUGAUAUACUGGUAUAAAUGGUUUCGAUAAUCAUUAGAAACAUUUUCAGUAAUAUCGUUUUUUUUUUUUGGUCUUUGUUUCUAAGUUAAAUUUCAUCAAUUUUCUUGAGAUUUUACAUUAUCCUUCAAGCGCAAUAUUUUCUUGUAAAUACAAUGUAUAUUUUGUUCUUGUG